Messenger RNA from Symbiodinium sp. CCMP2592, 912 nucleotides. NCBI's taxonomy places the organism in Eukaryota, Dinophyceae, Suessiales, Symbiodiniaceae. The record is from the annotation of a GenBank genome assembly.
AUGAGACUCCUCCUGAAGCAGCGAAGCUGUGAUGCUGAGCUGAAGGGUCCCGAGCAGAAGACGACUGCCGUGAUUGUGCCGGAGACCGGCAGUGAGAAUCCGUUGCGCACUCCGACAAUCGAGGCGGAGAACGUGCACAAAGUCUACGAUGCAAUUGCCAGCCACUGGAACCAUACGCGCUACAAAGCCUGGCCCAAAGUGGAGGCAUUUAUCCGUGGCUUGCCGCGUGGAUCUUUGGUUGCUGAUCUUGGUUGUGGCAAUGGCAAGAAUUUGCCACAUGUCAAGGAAGCUGGAUGCUUUCCUGUGGCGAGCGAUAUCAGUGGAGCACUGGCAGAAAUUGCUGCCAAGGAGCACGGAGUCUGCUGCAUGGUUUCUGACUGCCUGUGUGCGCCGUUGCGCAGUGGCAGCUUCGAUGCAGUGCUUUCCAUUGCUGUUUUACAUCAUUUGUCCACAGAGCCUCGGCGAGUACAGGCUCUGCGAGAAGCCGCGCGCUUGCUCAGACCAGGCGGCCAACUCCUUGUCUACUGUUGGAGCUACGAGCAGGACGACCAGCGAUCGCGGUCACGGCACCGCUUCGAAGCCCAGGAUGUCUUGGUUCCCUGGAGCUUCCGAACACCCGGCGUGAAGAAGGCAGCUGGAGGCACCUCGAAGGGUGGCCGUGACGAAACCCUGCUGAAGGACGCCGCAGGAGGUGACGAGGAUGGAGGCAGCUGGGAAGCAAAACCGCCCGUGUGCCAAAGAUAUUGUCACGUGUACAGGGAGGGCGAGCUACAAGAGCUGUUGGAGCAGUUGCCGGAAUUGGAGACUCUGGAAAGCUAUUUCGACACUGGCAACUGGUGUGCCGUAGCGAGAAAGCGAGACGUGCGACCUUUGACGUCCCCGGACAGUUCAGCCUUACGGCAGCCGGAGUAA